AUGUACGCCUUUCGAGACCCCACACUGGGGCCACUGGAUGAGAUCCGUCAGGCACGCCUGCUGGUGAUCCCCAUCGCCGAUUAUGAUGCGCGUGACGGGGAUGGGGAUCACUGGAGUAUUCUCUUGUUGCAACGUAAAAGUUUAGAGGAGCCGUUUCGAGCUUUUCGUCUGGAUAGUCUUAAUGAUCGUAAUAAAAAAUGCUCUAACUCUUUCCUUUCAUUGCUUCGUAAAAGUAAAAUGUGUAAACAUUUUAUUCCAAAAUCAAGUAAACUUCUUCAUGAUUUUCCUUCUCAAACUAAUGGUACUGACUGUGGUUGUUUUGUUUGUCUCGCUGCUCUUCAUAUUGCGGAAGUUGUGCGGGAAGGAUUUAGUUAUGAUACCACGUUUGUAUUUCCUCAAACGUGGGAUCCAGUGCAGUUUCGACUCGAUUUACUCCAAGAAGCAUUGAGUACGCGUCGUUAA
Messenger RNA from Trypanosoma theileri, 462 nucleotides. Its product is annotated as putative SUMO1/Ulp2. The coding region runs from base 1 to 462 and encodes 153 amino acids. Gene Ontology annotation, molecular function: deNEDDylase activity; cysteine-type peptidase activity. Gene Ontology annotation, biological process: proteolysis. The transcript has a single exon. Lineage: Eukaryota; Euglenozoa; Kinetoplastea; Trypanosomatida; Trypanosomatidae. The record is from RefSeq and is a predicted model, not a curated record.